Molecule: messenger RNA, 1398 nt
Organism: Fulvia fulva
Lineage: Eukaryota; Fungi; Ascomycota; Dothideomycetes; Mycosphaerellales; Mycosphaerellaceae
Product: Aldehyde dehydrogenase
Exons: 2
Coding region: 1-1398 (465 amino acids)
Molecular function (GO): aldehyde dehydrogenase (NAD+) activity
Source: RefSeq, a predicted model, not a curated record
AUGGGCUUUCCAAUUCCAGCAGACAAGAUUGAGACUCGCCAUUACAUCAAUGGCGAGUUCGCAGCAUCCUCCGACAAAGCUACCUUCGAGCUGAAAUCGCCAUACUCGCAUGAGAAGAUUGCCGAUAUCAGCGAGGCUUCAGUGGAUGACACGAACCGCGCUGUUGCGGCUGCGAAGGCUGCAUUUCCAGCAUGGGCGGCAAAGAGUCCAGCAGAACGUGGCGCGCUGAUGAAGGCUCUGGCUGGAAAGAUGAGACCUCUUCACGAUGAGCUUGCACAGCUGAACGCUAUGGACAUGGGCAGACCCGUGUCUACCUAUUUCGAUGGCUACUACGCAGCAAGUUUAUUUGAGCACUACGCGGAGGCUGGAUACGAAGCCAAAGGCACUACAUCACUCAACACUCCUGGCUUCGUGAACAUGACCUUUCGCCAGCCUAUCGGUCCAGUCGCUGCCAUCAUCCCAUGGAACAUCCCAACCCUGUCUUUCGCCAUGAAGAUCGCACCAGCGCUUGGUGCGGGCUGCACCAUUGUGCUCAAGACGAGCGAGAAGGCACCCUUGACGCCAGCUAGACUAGCUCAUGCAGUCCACGAAUGUGGCUUCCCUCCUGGAGUUAUCAACAUCCUCUCCGGCCAUGGCACACCAUCAGGGGCCACACUUGCCAGCCACAUGGAUAUUCGAAUGGUAAACUUUACCGGAUCCACCUUCACCGGCCGCAAGAUUCAAGCUGCCGCCGCAUCCAGCAACUUGAAGAAAGUAGUCUUGGAGCUUGGUGGCAAGUCACCGGCCCUCGUCUUCGAGGAUGCAGACCUCAAGAAAGCCGCAGCCGACACCGCGGGAUCUAUGCACAUGCUCAUGGGCCAGGCUUGCGUGGCGAACAGCCGUGUUUACGUUCAGGAAUCCGUCGCGGAGAAGUUCAAGGAGGCAUUUAUUGCCAACUUCGCUUCACCGAAGAAGGGUGAUCCUCUCGAUCCUGAGACGCAGCAGGGGCCACAGGCCGAUGGACUCCAGCAUGAGCGUAUCAAGUCCUACCUCCAAGCGGCGUCUGAGGGUAAGGGUAAGCUAGAGACUGGUGGCAAGGCUACGCAGCAUGAUGGCAAGGGGUACUUCAUUGAGCCGACGAUGUACUCCAACGUCGAUGAAAAUGAGAAGACGCAGAAGGAGGAGGUCUUCGGGCCUUUCGUCAACAUCAACACUUUCAAGACUGAAGCCGAAGCGCUUGAAAAGGCCAAUGCGACAGAAUAUGGGCUGUACUUCUCGGUCUACACCAAGGAUAUCAACAGGGCAAUGCGCGUGGCGAAGGCAGCGGAGUCAGGUACCGUGGCAGUCAAUUGCACGAGUCCGUCGAUGGCUAUGGACACUCCCUUCGGAGGCUACAAAGGUAGCGGGCAAGGGAGAUAG